AUGUACGCGUUAUCGAUAGGAGUCCAACAUAUCAAUAACCGGCUUCCAAACAUUGAAUAUGCGUUGCUCUCCGGCUUGAACGCAUCGACAGUGGGAAUCGUUGCUCUUGCAGCAGUUCAACUUGCAGAGAAAGCUAUUAAAGACACGCUAACCAGAGUCUUGGUCAUCACUGGACCGUGGGCCGGGCUGUGCUAUACUCCAUUGUGGUACCUUCCAGUCCUGAUACUCACUGGUGGAAUAGUGACCAGUGUCUGCGACUUGUGGCUUCAGCAGCAGGUUGGCAAGGUAAAAGUAAAAUGGGUGAGAAGGCGCAGAGGCGCUUCUGAUAUACUAGACCUCGGCGAGGCGGAUGCUCCACGACCUGUUGAGCUUACGGAACGCAAUGGAGGCGAGCGCGAAGGACCCGGUCUGCAGAGACGAAACAUCGGGUAG
Messenger RNA from Exophiala aquamarina CBS 119918, 432 nucleotides. RefSeq lists its product as uncharacterized. Lineage: Eukaryota; Fungi; Ascomycota; Eurotiomycetes; Chaetothyriales; Herpotrichiellaceae. The transcript is spliced from 2 exons. The coding region runs from base 1 to 432 and encodes 143 amino acids. The record is from RefSeq and is a predicted model, not a curated record.